Molecule: messenger RNA, 1679 nt
Organism: Cynara cardunculus var. scolymus (artichoke)
Lineage: Eukaryota; Viridiplantae; Streptophyta; Magnoliopsida; Asterales; Asteraceae
Exons: 4
Coding region: 59-1366 (435 amino acids)
Source: RefSeq, a predicted model, not a curated record
UCAAUCUUCAUGUUCCUAAGAUUCAUUUCAAAUUUGGAGCCAAAUUGAUUCGAAAUCAAUGGCGGAUUCAAAAGAGACAUUGCUGAUCACAACCAUAAACCACAAAAUCAACACAAAAUCAAAUUACUGGAUUAUCGAUGCUCUUGAAUCGAAUAGUUUCUCCUGGAUUUUUCCAGAUCAGUCGGAUCUACGGAAAGCUGGUCUCUCAUGGUCAAUCUUCGUCCUCUUGGCGAUCUGCGUUCCGAUACUAUCACACUUCGCUUUUCAGUGUUCCGCCUGUGACCAACACCACCGCCGUCCAUUUGAUUGGAUCGUACAGUCAUCGUUAUCUGUAUUCUCGGCUAUUUCGUUCGUAAGUCUCUCGUAUUUCUCCCGGAAAUAUGGUCUCCGGCGAUUUCUGUUCCUUGAUAAGAUGUGUGAUGUCAGCGAUAAAGUUCGCCAAGGAUAUUCCGAUCAACUUCAUAAAGCAAUGAAGUUCUUCUGUGCAUUUGUGAUUCCAUGUUUUCUUGCCGAUUCCAUCUACAAAAUCUGGUGGUUCAUCUCAGGAGCACAUCAAAUCCCGUAUAUCUCCAACAUUUAUUUAAGCCACACCUUGGCUUGCAUCCUGCUUUUAGGAUCUUGGUUAUAUCGUACAUCACUCUUCUUUCUUGUUUGUGUGCUUUUCAAACUCACAUGUUCGAUGCAAAUAUUCCGGUUACAAGAUUUCGCGAAAGUCUUCGAGAAACAAGGAGAUGUCGGUUUGAUAUUAAUGGAGCAUCUUUCGAUUAGAAGGACGCUUCGUAUUAUAAGUCAUAGGUUUCGUGGGUUUGUGUUAUCGACUUUGAUAUUGGUGACGGCGAGCCAGUUUGCUUCUUUGCUUGUGAUGACUCGGACGGGUUCACUCGUCAAUAUUUCGACUGCCGGAGAACUCAUGUUGUGCUCCUUGACUCUCGUGAGCGGGUUAUUCAUAUGCCUACGAAAUGCAGCAAAGAUCACACACAAAGCUCAAUCGGUAACGAGCUUGGCAGCCAAAUGGCACACGUGCGCCACCGUUGACUCAUUCGACGACAUGGAUCCUACUGACGAGACUCAAUCCCCAUCGGCUAACAUUACUUCCGAGAGAUCUAACAACCAUUUUGAUGCCCAUCAAUGUUCAGAUAAUGAAGAAGGAGAUGAAGAUGAAUUGGACAAUACAAAGUUAGUUCCAAUUUACAGGCAUACACUCUCAUACCAAAAGAGACAAGCCUUAGUGACGUACUUUGAGAACAACAGGGCUGGAAUCACAGUGUUCGGUUUCAUGCUAGAUAGGACAUAUCUACACACGAUCUUCGCCAUUGAAAUGUCUCUAACACUUUGGUUACUCAAUCAAACAAUCGGUUUCUCAUAAAUCCUCAUUCCAUCAACAAAGGGAACAUGAAGUUUUGGAGACGUGUGAUACGUAUUAUGUUUAUGUACAAAUUCGACUUGAAAUAUAUAAAGGAUGGUUCCUCUCUUGACCAUGAGCAUGAUGAUUGCACGACUGCGUUGCCAUAUGGCACACAUCGGUUGGUUUGCUUGAGGCCCAUAUCAUACUGCCACAUGGCAUCAAAAGGUUAGCACCGGGUGGCAUUCUAUAAUUGAUUCUUUAGGAAUUAACCAUGAGACGAUUAUAUUUGUAACUUGUUAAUCUGAUUAUUUCUUUAUUUGUACUGUUUUCUGUG